This is a messenger RNA of Mesocestoides corti, 411 nucleotides long. The record is from the annotation of a GenBank genome assembly. NCBI's taxonomy places the organism in Eukaryota, Metazoa, Platyhelminthes, Cestoda, Cyclophyllidea, Mesocestoididae.
AUGUCUUCUUCAGACGCUGGUUUUCAGUCGUCGCAAAAAAGUUGCAAAAGUAGUAGUACAUCUUACGUUGAAAACCGUUACCAGCGCUACCGUGAUUGGCAAUCUCCCAGUUCUCAGUCCUGGAAUUAUGCUCUGGAUGUUUGGAAUCAGAGUUCGAAGAGUGAUAUCGGCAAGGAUCUUCGUAUUGAAAGUAGUAAUCUCUUUCCAGGCAUAAUAUCUAAAGGCUCGCUAAGAGAAAUAGAUCCCAAUGAACUCAAAUCGAGGCGAGAAUUCGAAGAAGAGCUCACCCGCCAUUACGAAGAGCAGCUGGAGUCUGUGCUGUCGACCGCCGUGGAAACGUGCCUGUCCAUCUCCAAGGAGAAGAUUGAUCAACUUGUCUCGUUUGUUACUGAUGGCACGCCAAUACCGUGA